Molecule: messenger RNA, 3048 nt
Organism: Sclerotinia trifoliorum
Lineage: Eukaryota; Fungi; Ascomycota; Leotiomycetes; Helotiales; Sclerotiniaceae
Source: the annotation of a GenBank genome assembly
UUAUAAGUACUUCUCUAGAUAUUGUGCUGUUGCUGAUGUUGAUGCUGCUGAUGCUUGUUGUAUGUUGCUAGUGCUUCAAACGUCGGUGGGGUAUAAUAUAACAUCUCGACGACCUCACCUUGCCUUACCUCGCCUCACCUCACCUCACCUCACCUCACCUCACCUCACUCCACUUCACCGCAAACUUACUCCAAUAUUGCAUUCAUUUAUUUUGGCAUAUAUACAUCUUUAAUUCACUUUUCGAGGCUGUGAAGAACAAAUCAAUCUUAAAAUUCCCCGUAGAUUUGUUUCCAAUCUUACCUAGCCAUCGGGAUAACGGCUUACGGUCUGGAGAAGCGGGUUGAUACGUUGGUGUCACUUUCAUUUGUGUACGGGUCAACAAGGUUAUUGGACCGUAUCUCGAGUAUUUGAAGAAACACUAAGGGUGAAUCUUUUCCUUUCGACGACAUCAAAAUCUCUUACCGCAACAAAUCUUCUACUUAAGAACUUCUUCCAAAGAACUUCUUCCACAACUUCUUCCACAACCUCUCCAACUAUCACACAACAACACACACUCUCCUCUCAUCCACAGUCUUUUACAUCUAAAGACCGAUUACUCAACUUACGUCACACUCCUUAUUCAAACUUACCAUCACACCUAAAAUCUUUCAACAAUAAUUCGCAUCAAAUCAUCCAAUAUGGAAAAAGAUACUGCGCACGCGCAUUCUCCAGAGCUUGUCGCAGUUCAUGGAGAGGAUAACGUCGAAUAUCGCACUGAUACCCCUACUACCGCUAUUGAUCAAAGUAGUUGGAAGCAUAAGCAUCAUCGAUUCCUUGGUGUGAGCUUUUGGUAUGCAUCUCCUAGUGUUCAACUUACCAUGGUCGCAUUCGUUUGCUUCCUUUGCCCUGGUAUGUUCAAUGCGCUUGGUGGUCUUGGCGGUGGUGGGAAAUCAGAUCCAACUCUUGCAGAUCAUAUGGUAAGUCAUUCAUCCUUUAUAUCCAUCUUCUCACUUGAUUACUUUUCUUGGUAUUCAUGAUGAUGGAUUUUAAUUUGGAACUCUUCGCUGUCAUGAGUUUAUUACUGAUAUGAUAUUUUCUAGAACACCGCUCUAUAUUCCACUUUUGCAGUCUUCGCCUUUUUCGGUGGUACUUUCGUCAACAAACUGGGUGUGAAAGCUUGUUUGGCUUUUGGUGGUAUCGGAUAUUGCAUUUAUGCAAUCUCUCUUCUCGCUUCUGUUCACGCAAAUGUUGAUGGUUUUAAUAUUUUCGCUGGGGCACUUCUAGGUGUUUGUGCUGGUCUUUUAUGGACUGCACAAGGAACCAUCAUGGUUUCAUAUCCAUAUGAAGCUAAUAAGGGAAAAUACUUUGGUGUUUUCUGGGCUGUCUUUAACUUUGGUGCCGUUCUUGGUGCUUUGGUAGGUUUUCUUAUUUCUUCACCUUCUUACACACGACUUAUACAUAUCUUGCUUUAUUUUCAAAUUUCUGUAUCUCCGCAUCACAUUUUGGUGCGAAGAGAAAAUCUACUACUCUAGCAACUCACAUAAUACUAAAGAUGGGGGCUAACAUUAAUUUAGAUUCCACUUGGUCAAAAUAUCCACAGCAAGGGCAACUCCACUGUCAACGAUGGCACCUAUAUCGCAUUCAUUAUUCUCAUGUUCCUUGGUGCUUGUCUAGCCCUCUUCUUAUGUAACGCCGACGACAUCGUUCGACCAGAUGGUACCAAAGUUGUCCUUAUGAAACACCCAUCCUGGAAAUCUGAAUUCAUUGGUCUUUACGAUACUAUCGUUUCAGAACCAUUCAUCAUUCUUCUCUUCCCCAUGUUCUGGGCUUCCAAUUGGUUUUACACCUAUCAACAAAAUGGAAUGAAUGCUGCUGUAUUUAAUACCCGCACUCGCGCUCUCAACAACGUGUUAUACUGGACGGCUCAAAUUUUCGGUGCAAUCAUCUUCGGUUUCGGUCUCGAUGCUGGUAACUUUCGUCGAUCGGUUCGUGCCAAGUCCGCUCUUGCUUUCCUGUUUACUAUCACCAUGAUUACUUGGGGUGGUGGAUACGCAUUUGAAAGAACCUAUACUCGUGAGAGCACUAAUUCAAUCACCGGGGACUAUAAUCCUGUUGAUUGGACUGAUGGUGGAAAGAAAUACAUCGGUCCCAUGUUCCUCUACAUCUUCUAUGGAUUUUUCGAUUCCGCAUGGCAAGGAUGCGUAUAUUGGUUCAUGGGAGCCCUCUCUAACUCUGGACGUAAAUCAGCCAACUACGUUGGUUUCUACAAGGGUAUUCAAUCAGCUGGCGGUGCCGUCAUGUGGGCAUUGGAUGCGAAGAAACUUUCUUACCAUGAUGAGUUUAUAAGCAAUUGGAUUCUUCUGUCUGUUUCUUGCGUCAUCGCCGCUCCGGUUAUCUUUUUGAGAAUUAAGGAUACGGUUUCGGUAGAGGAGGAUUUACAGGGUACGGAUGAAACUUUGGCGGAUGUGGUUCCUGAGGGUCAUGCGGAGAAGGAGGCUGGGGCUCAUGAGUUGAAUACUCGUGUUGAUCGUAGCGAUAAAGUUUAAUUUGUGUUUUGGUUUUUUGUUUUUGCAGAGCAUUACCUUCUUUUCUCAUUUCUCACUGACUUAAUUGAGUCUUUUAUUUGCUUUGCUUUGGGAAUUGCUUCUUUAUGUUUUGUGGGGGUUAGUAGAUGGGAUUCCUACAAGGGCUAUAAGGAAGGGAUGGUUGGGUAGAUGGAUGGAUGAAUGGAUAGCAUUUUUCUGGUCGAUUAUUUGAUGAUUCGAUAAUUCGAUGAUUCCUCUACAUCUCCCGAAUCAAAAUUUCCAGAAACCAACCUUUGCUUCUUUUCUCUCCCUCCCUCUCCCUCCCUCUUCCUCUCUCUUUCUCACACAUCCCAAAAUAUCCCAACAACCGCAUCUCCGGAGAAACAAAAAAAAACCAACGAACAAAGCGAAUAUUUUGAUUUUUGAUCAUUUCAUUGGUCAUUGGGUAAAUGAAUAAAAUAAAUAAAUAAAUAAACUCUUUUCCUUCCCUUUCUUUGGAUUGAGUGAGUGAAAGUUUUCCUUGGGUGGAGUUUAGUUUUUAGUU